Messenger RNA from Lethenteron reissneri (Far Eastern brook lamprey), 11403 nucleotides. RefSeq names its product nuclear factor 1 A-type-like. Gene Ontology annotation, molecular function: RNA polymerase II cis-regulatory region sequence-specific DNA binding; DNA-binding transcription factor activity, RNA polymerase II-specific. Gene Ontology annotation, biological process: regulation of transcription by RNA polymerase II. Gene Ontology annotation, cellular component: nucleus. The record is from RefSeq and is a predicted model, not a curated record. NCBI's taxonomy places the organism in Eukaryota, Metazoa, Chordata, Hyperoartia, Petromyzontiformes, Petromyzontidae.
CCACCACACCCCUACACACAAGCCUGCCUCCAUUCUCCUCCACAGAUUCACAUCGGCGGGCGUUGAAACCACUACGGCCAGAUUGUAGCACGCACGUGCACACACACACACACACAGACACACACAGGCGACAGGCACAGAGAGACGCACAGAGACACACACAGAGACACACAGAGAGAGAGACACACACAGAGACACACAGAGAGAGACACACACAGAGACACACAGAGAGAGACACAUACAGAGAGACACAGAGAGACACACACAGAGACACAGACACACACACAGAGACACACACACAGAGACACACACACAGACACACAGAGACACACACAGAGACACACAGAGACACACACAGAGACACAGGCACACACACAGAGACACAGAGACACACACAAAGACACACACAGAGACACACACAGAGACACAGAGACACACACAGAGACACACACAGAGACACACACACACAGAGACACACAGAGACAGACACACACACAGACACACACACAGACACACACAGAAACACAGACACACACAGUAACACACAGUCACACAUACACAGACACACACACUGACACACACACACACUGACACACACACACACAGUCACACACACACUGACACACACAGACACACACACAGACACACACUGACACACACACACACUGACACACACACACACUGACACACACAGUCACACACACACACAGACACACACACACAGACACACACACACAGAGACACACACAUACACACAGUCACAGACACACACACAGACACACACACAGACACACACACUGACACACACACACAGACACACACACACACAGACACACACACACACUGACACACACACAGACACACACACAGUCACACACACACACACUGACACACACAGACACACACACACUGACACACGCACAGACACACACACACAGUCACACACAGACAGUCACACAGACACACACUGACAGACACACACACACACAGAGACACACACACACACAGUCACACACACACACACACAGAGACACACACACAGACACACACAGACACACACAGACACACACACAGAGACACACACACACACAGUCACACACACACACACACAGAGACACACACACAGUCACACACACACAGACACACACACACAGUGCCCGGGGCCAGCAGGCGCGACUUGGGAGUCGCAUUUGGGGCGACGCGGGCAGGAGGACGAGACGCACUCGAGCGUCGCCUUCGUCGUCGCUAAUAAUAAUAAAAUAGAAGCCUAAGUAUAUACAUCGGCUGCGUAGAAAAUAUUGUGCGUACAGAGGGGUGGGAGAUGUGCUAGCUUAGCUUCGAAGGAUUAUUAUUUGCGGUAUAUAUAUUGAAAGAAAAAAAAGACUUUAAUUCCACGAGGAUUUUUUUUUGAUGCGGUUGUAACAUGCGGAGAGAGUGAACUGAACGAGGCACGGUGUAGGUGGUUAUUAUAUAUAUGAGUUCAGUAUUCAAUGCAGGCUUGUUUUGCCUAUCACUUAACACGAGGAAGGAUGAUAUAAUCAGUGUAAUUAUUAAUAAUUCUUGUGAAUCGUGAGAUCGACAAGCAAGGAUUUACAGCCCUACCAGAAGCCGAGCAAGCAAGGACACAAAACACGUGAAGCAAGAAGACGAAACGAUCAUUAAGUGAAUUUAGCAACUACGAAUCGACGACUCAAGAAAACUACUUUAUUUGCGUUCUCUCCUCCGUAUUCUUGCGCGUUAUUUUUAUAUAUAAAAUAACAAUUGAAAAAUUCGUGUAAGUUUAUGUAUUUAUGCUACGCGAUACAGUUGCAAUAGGCUGGACAAAUCGACAGAAGAUCUGCAUUUAAAGGAGUACAUCUGUGUUUGAGUAUAUAUAUUUACGGCGUUUUUUAAAAUACUUUUUUUUAUUUGAAGAGGAAAACGAAAGUUUGCCAAAAUAUCAGCGUCACCAGCGAUGUAUUCACCGCUCUGUCUAACCCAGGAUGAGUUCCACCCGUUCAUCGAGGCGCUGCUGCCGCACGUGCGCGCCUUCGCCUACACGUGGUUCAACCUGCAGGCGCGCAAGCGCAAGUACUUCAAGAAGCACGAGAAGCGCAUGUCCAAGGACGAGGAGCGCGCCGUCAAGGACGAGCUGCUGGGCGAGAAGAGCGAGGUGAAGCAGAAGUGGGCCUCGCGGCUGCUCGCCAAGCUGCGCAAGGACAUCCGGCCCGAGUUCCGCGAGGACUUCGUGCUCACGGUGACCGGCAAGAAGCCGCCCUGCUGCGUGCUCUCCAACCCCGACCAGAAGGGCAAGAUGCGGCGCAUCGACUGCCUGCGCCAGGCCGACAAGGUGUGGCGCCUCGACCUGGUCAUGGUCAUCCUCUUCAAGGGUGUGCCCCUGGAGAGCACGGACGGCGAGCGGCUGGUGAAGUCGCCGCAGUGCGCCAACCCGGGCCUCUGCGUGCAGCCGCACCACAUCGGCGUCUCCGUCAAAGAGCUCGACCUCUACCUGGCCUACUUCGUGCACUCGCAAGAAGGAGGCCAGACGGGCAGUCCGAGUCACGAGAACAUGUCUGCCAGCGAAGCUGAGAUCAAAUCGGAAAACGGACACCUCAGCUUCCAGGAUAUCUUCGUAACCUCCGGAGUCUUCAGCGUCACAGAGCUGGUGCGGGUGUCGAGAACGCCGAUCGCGAGCGGAACCGGUCCCAAUUUCCCCGUGGAAAUGGAGAGCCAGUCCUACUACAGCAUGAGCCCCGGCGCCGCCAUGAGGAGGUCUCUGCCCAGCACUUCUUCUGCCGGUUCAAGGCACAAGCCUUGUUACACGUGGGACACAACGAUGUACGUUCCAGAUGCGAGCAAGAGGCACAAGUCGAGCACGUCCCUGGACGAGGACAGCCCCGAGGAAGGCUUCUACAACCGGUCGCCUGCGAGCAGCAGCCAGUCGAGCGGCUGGCACAACGACGUGGAGUCUGGUGGCUCCCACCCCGCGUCCUCAGCGCUUCACUUCCCGAGUUCGCCCAUCAUUCAGAACCCGCCGUACCCGUUCUCGGCGCACGCCCACACGGCGAUCCGCUACCACCCGCCGCACCCACCGCCCCACGACCCCCUCAAGGACUUCGUGCAGCUCGUGUGCCCUGAAGGGCAGCAGGGCAGCCACGUGGGCUUCCUCAACCCCGGCGGUGGGGGCCAAGCCAAGGUGACGUCCGCACUCUUCCCGACGUCCAUGCUGCCGCCCCCUCCACCGCCGAUGCCGAGGCCCGUGCCCCUGCCCAUGUCGGUGACCGAUACGAAGCCCAUCAGCACGAGCAGCGACGGAGGCACGCCCUCCCCGACGUCGCCCACUUACUCCUCGCCCAUCACUCCCCCUACCAACCGCCCCUUCAUGAGCUUGGGACCCCGAGACCCCGGCCUUGUAAAUAUACAUUCCCAGCAUCCUCAGUUGCUGUGCAGCAGUCCAACACAGCAACUCAGGGCUACAGGGAAGAUGGUGCCAUCUCGUGGACAAAACAUUACGCCAUGGUACUUGGGAUGAAAAGCGGAGCUUUCCAUCCUCACCAUUCAAGCAGCACUCCGCCAGACCAUUUCCCAAGCUUCUGACCGAAGGCAAAAUAAAAACAGCUAAAAGCAACGCCUCGAUUUUUCCCGCCAAAUUCUCGAUCGAUGGGGGUAGGAGAAAGUCAACAACGGAAACCAGGAAAAACUAAAAAAAACGAGCAAAACAUUUUUAAAAAGAAAAAAAAAGACAACAACAAACCGCAUCAACAGCAACGACUUAAAAGAGAACUUGAACAAAUGGAACGACGCACGGACACGUCAAAACACGAACGCGCAGUCACGCACGCACGCACGCGCUGCCGCCCGCCGCACCAUACACGCACGCACGCACGCACAUACCGUACAGAUGAACUCAUCCGGAACUAACUGGAGACUUGCAUGAUUAAAGUGCGAACAGGUCGCCUCAGCGGACAUUUGUGUUGCAGCAGCAGCGGCGGCAGCAGCAGCAGCAGCAGCAGCGUUAAACGGACUUCAUUGCUUUUCUUGUGGAGCGAGCGGUUGGGAGGCAGUGAGUUUCUGGCCUUGCAAGACACCGACCAGGGAACCCGGAGGUGAAAAUGACCCCGUGAUGGGGUGGGUGGGGUGGUGGGGGGGGUCACCCCGGGGGUCACCCCGGGACCCCCUGUCACAUGACCUAAAAGCCAAGCAGCCACCCGCACGUGAGUGUGACACAACACUUGCAGGGCGUUACUCGCCCCCUGAUCGUUGAUUUGCGAACACGCAGAUGGGCGCCACCGCACACCGGACUACGCGUGCGCGCGCGCGUCCGUGUGCUGACGUCUGGUGAGUGAAGCGUAAUCUGUUGAUCGUGAACACGUAGUGAGGCAUUUGUACGAUGCUUAAAACGAAUUAACAAAUUGUCAAUUUGUAAUAAUAGUAACAGCACCAUUUUUAUUAUUAUUGCAAUUUUAAGAGUAAUAAUGAGUUGCCCAAUGUUUUUGCUUAAAAUUAACGAAUUUAAUUUGCUGGAAGGAUACCCAUAAUGCAUCUUCGGGUAAUUAUCUACCCAGUGUGUUCUCCGCAGAUAUGUAAAUUGUGUCCUUGGGGUUCUGGAGUGCACGUGCGCCCGCGUGUGUGUGUGUCUCUUGUUUCAAACCCACACUCACACGCUCCUCCGAGCUAUCUCUUGCGUUUUAUACGAGUCCAAACAAAAAUAAAUAAAUAUGAAUAAAAUUUACCAACAAUUAAAACCGGGGGGGGAGAGGGGGUAGUGGUGACACGGUCCUAACACAAGGGCCUUCAUCUCUCACCGAAUAUUUUCCUGGCCUACCGGAAGAUAUCCACGGCGCGGUGUGCCGGGGAUGCAGGGAGUGUUUUUCUCCAGGUCACUAACCCCCUUGAAAUGAAUCCCUGCGAUUUCGGAUGUAAAGCGGAGGUUCUUUUAAAAAUGAUUUCUUCCCAUGAAGAACUGCAUGGCCACGAUGACCCGCUGCGCUCCCAACCGCUGACCGUUUUCUAACAGAGUUGUAGUUCACUAGUGUUAUGGUGCUGUGAUGAAUAGAAUUCAGGUUGUUGUUGUGUCGCCUGGCCAGUCGCCUAUUCCCAUUUUUACUUAUUAACGCUGUUGUUUUUUUUUGUGUUCUCCUCCUCCUCCUCGUGAUCACGUCAAGUGGUGAUAACGUCCCGACCAGAGUCGUGGACUUCGCCACAAAAUGCAUUCUUCUUCAGUAGAAUCCGAUUACGCAUCGAAGGGAUCAACUCUCGCUCGUGUAGACGUGUGACCGCUGGUUUUAUCGUUUGUGCAUGCAAGGGACGGGGGGAAAAAAAAAGACAAAACAUACUCACCGGAUAGAUCGAUAGAUAUACGCGUCCAUUUUGCUUUUACCUUUAGGUGCAAAACUAAGUUGCACGUGAAAAACAAACUCAAUUUUUUUCUUUUUAUAAAAACAAAAUACUCGACGAAAGAAAACCAGCGGAACGCAGUUUCAGUCAUCAGAAACGGAUUGGAUUCACCGUUCGUGCGUCUAGCGACGAAAUAUAACGAUUUCACGAUGCCAUCAGUGGUGCAUACUCGCCCAGUUUUAAACAGAAGAAUGCAUUUUUCGUAAACUUGAGCUGAAUCCGAGAGUUUCGUUCGGGGGAGUCUUGAACGGCAGUUUUGGUGUUUCACGCAGAAGAUGCUGUUUUCAUGAUUACUAUGAAAGUUAGAUGCUUAUUAACGAUAUAAAUGUUUGCGCUACAUUGCAUCAGGAGUAGUUUCUUUUUUUUUCAGCCGAUGUGACGGGGCAUUAUCCAGUAGCUGCGUGGGUGUUGACGCACGGUCACGGGAUACUGGUUGCGACUUUGGCACUGUCGCGAUCGCUCCAGACCGGGUUAGAUUCCAAUUGUCGCGCUUUUCAAACAACGCACUCGUUUUUACAAACUUUAAAUCGCGCGCAUUCGUAGCGCUCACCUUUGAGCUGAAGUUGCACACACUCGCGUACGUUUAAACACACACACACACACCACACGCGCAAACCAUCCUCCCGCUCUAGAAUUGAAUGUGACCACGCAGUUACUGUUUAGUGUCGUUUUGUCAUCGAUAGACGUGUAUUUUAUAAAGUGCGUUCGCUUGUAAAACACUUCACAGGAUUCACAAAAACGCGUACGGGACACGCACGGACACACACGCGCACCAGCGUGCGUGAGAGCAAGACAAAAUCAAGAAGGGGGGGGGGGUGUCAGCCUUAACUAUGUGAUUCUUUGUCGAGCCAUUUGCGAGUGGCCGUCCGAUGACACCCGACCGAACAUGCAUGGUGGUGUUUUUUUCUAAUUACAAGUGACGAUGGCCUUCUUAUGUACGUACAUCACGGUGUUGUAGGAUAGAAACCAACCAACAUCCAGUAGCGGUAGUAGCAGUAGUCAACCUUUUUUCAGUUUUAAUGCAAAUAGACUUUUCCGCACGUGAAUGGGCAUUCUUUUACUGGAGUACAUCAUAGACGCGAUACUUAAGAUAGUGGUAGUAGAUCAGUUUAACAUCGUUGCAUCGCUUCAACGUAUGCAAUUUUCCUUCCCACCCCCUACACACACACACACACGAGAUCGUAAAAAAAAUGGUUUUUAAAUAAAUGCAAAAAUAAUAACGAUGAUUCAUGACUUUGGUGACCAGAAUAACCCGGAAUCUAUCGGGCAAAACAAAAUAACUAUGGCUUAACAAUAGUUAGCCGUAUUUAUUCAACCCAUUUAAACAGUGAAUCAAAAAUUCUAAAAAGACCCCGCCAAUUACAACCUUUGCUUACGAUUUACAAAAUAAAAUAUCUGUUUUUUGUUUUUUUCCACGGCAACAGCAGCGAGUAACAACAAACAAAAAUCGAGAAAAAACUGAAAAAAAUAUUAAUUUGAGAGGCAAAGUGCAAUCGAUUUGUUGUAGGGAAAUAAAAACAAAACGGGCGUCUGUUGUAGAGAAGUUUCGCUUGGGGGGGUGGGGGGAGGGAGGGAGGAGGCGGUCUUUUUUUUAAAGAAAAAAAUGAGACAUUUGUAAUUUUCACUUUUUUUUCCUUUUUAAUUUUUUGUAUAAGUCCAGUUUCAGCCCUGGGACUCUAAACACGUGGGUCGGUGGCGGGAUAGGCGGGUGGGGGGGGUUCUAAAUAUAGCUUGCCUUUGUCGGAUUGAGAAAAGUGGAGAACUGAGAGAAAGAAUCGCUAUCGUUGUUGUUAUCGUUGUUUGUUGUUGUUGUUUUAUAGGUUAUAUUUUUUUCUCGGUGGCGCGUUUAAGAUGUGUAUGACCCCCCCCCCAUGCCCGACCCCUCCUCGCCUCCCCCCAUCCGUUCUCCCCCACACCUCCCUUUUCCACUCGCCGAUCGCACGUGAACAAUAGAUGGGGCUUACGUGGCCGCAUUUAAAUGAGCGAGAGGGCAUUGCCAAUUGGGGUACAGGAGGGGUUUACUCUAACAAAUCUGGGAGGGGGGGUGGCGUACCGGGGUGGCAGUGGGGGACCCCAGUGGUUCACGUGGGGUCAAGGGAGCCAGGAGUGGGGUGCGUGGUGGCAUUGGGGUGCCGGUCAGAAAGGGGUGUGCAUGGCCUUGUGGGUCUUGCAUUUGUUUUUGGCUUGACAUGAUACCGGCUAUACACACAAGUAUAUUAUUGCUCUAUUACGCGAGUUUAUUUUAGAGAGAGGAGAGAGAUGUACAUUCGGGGCCGAAACGACACGUUUCGUUAAAACAAAAAAAUAUACACACACAUAUAUUUUAUUGGGAUUCCUUGAUGAUUAUUGGCGUUCUCUCUCUCUCUCUGUAAUUUACGGUGUGCAGCAAAGCUGUUUAAAAGGAGUGUUCGCGUAAAAAAAAAACCACACACAAACGAAAUAAUAAGUGCUUCUACAAAAUAAUAAUAGUAAUGAUGAUGGUAGCAAGGGUGUUCCAUAUAUACAUGUAUGUGUGUUCAUCGAUGCAGUACCAUAGUUCACAACAGCGCACAGUGAAUGACCAUAUAAAACCCUGGUGAUGAUUCACUCAAAUAUUUAAAUUGUACUGUUAUUAUCUGUAUGCACCUUAACUGAAAUCGUUAAUCGUUUUUUUUUACUAUAUUUAACUAUCUUCGGGAGCAAUUAGAAAAAAAAGUAUUGUGUUUAAUGGUAACGUUAUGAUGUAGCACCAUAUACAAUUGCGAACAAGACGAAACGUGUUGAUUAGACAUGAGUUAACUGCGUUGCACUACAAAGACAAACACACGCAUGGAUAUAUAUAUAAAUGUGUGUGUAUAAAAACAUACGUAACUAUGCAUACCCAUAUACCACAAAACGGAAUCCCAUUUUUGGUUUUACGCAUAUAUAUGCAUAUUUGUGUAUGCAUAUAUAUGUGUGCAUGCAUACCACGUGCAGCGCUUACAUGCGUACACAUGCUGACAGUAGCAGGUUUUUAAGCGCUAUACACACGUAUAUAUAUGCUUACACAUUUCAAUAAAAUAUCUAAGCAUAUACACGUGUACAAUGUAUACUAUUUAUAUACACUUCAUAAUAAAUAUCCACUGUGUACACACUACCAGUAAGUGUAUAUACAUACGAGUAUACAAAGAUAGCCUUGCACAGACUGUUAGGGCAAGUGCGGUGAGCGAACGCCGAUGAAAGCCCGGAUGGCGCGUGGGAGGGGGGGGUGUAAAUAUCGCCACCCAGGUGCUCAUUUGAGGCCGAGUCGAUCUAGGAGAGGCCCACGACCGGUUCCGAUAAUCGUCACCGUUGUUGGCCGUGAGCUCACUUCACUUCCGCUGCCCACAAAGACAAAGAUCCCCCGUAUAGCAUUAACAGACUGUAGGGGCAAGUGCUGUUAGCGAGCACCUAUGAAGGCCGGAACGGUACACGAGGGGGUGGGUGGCCAGCACCACGCCCGACCGCCUUUGUCUCCCUAGUGGCGAUGUUUACACCCCGCUCCAGGUACUAAUUUGAGGCCGAGUCGACCUAGGGGAGGCCCACGGCCGGUUCAGACAAUCCUCACUGGGCGUUGGCUGUGAGCUGGAUCCGAACUCGGGUCGCCGGGUUCGUAGCGCAGCGCUCUAACCGCCAGACUACCGCUCACCCCACACACACACAACAACGAUACCAGAUACCACUAUAUGGAACGCCCUUGCUCUCUGAUCGACAUCUGAACAUGACAAUUCCGACGGCAUGCAAGUUCCACGCCGUGUAUAUUCUGUGCCCUCUCCCUCCACGCGUUGAAGCCGGCGCACUCGCGCGCUCUCCCCAUGGAGACGCGUGGCUGACGUGUCCGAGUGCCCGUCAGACGCACCCUCCUCCACCUUCCAUAUCGCCUUCCCUCUCUUCCCCCAUUCUCCGCAAAGAGCUUCAGUUUCUAUAUAUAUAAUAAUGGGGGGUGUGUGUGCCUACCCCCCAGACAGCGACGGGGGAGGGGAGUCGUUUUCCGGAGAUCAGCCCCGAACAGCUCCAUGUGACAUUAAGCCCCGUGCGCAUGCGUUUACGCACGUGUAGAUGCCGCACGCAGGCGCUAUAGGUGUGUGUGUAUGUGUAUGUAGGUGUGUGUGUGUAUGUAGGUGUGUGUAGACACGCGCGCAUGCACACCGGGUGCGAGCCAUUUAUAGAUACCCCGCUGAAAUAACGGAGAGGUGAGAAUGGAUAAGACUGCUUUUCUUUUACAAAGCCCCUCCAAGUCUCCCAACAAUCUCAAUGCAACGUGUUAACGAUCGCCUCUGUAAAAUGUGGAGCCAUCCUUGAGAAAUAUGCAAUCACCUGUCGAGUCGAAAGAGGCCCAUUAGCAGUCGGUGGGAUAUCUGUAAAUGGAUCGGACUGUGCAUUGAUGUACGCUAAUCAGGUGUAUGCGUGUUGCGGCUAUCGUCACGAUUAUGAUAAAUGGCAAUAUCAAAUUUUUUUAAUGCCCAGAAAAUGUAUUUUAAAAAUACUAUUAAUAUUGUUUUGCACAGAAAAGCUUUUUUACUGAUUCAAAAUAAUUAUUGUUGACCAAUUAAAUGAUUUAGCGUGUGUAGUGAAAUCGGAAUACCGGGAGAAAAAUCUCACCACGAUAAUCCUUACGUACAAUUAUACAAUCAAUCCACUGCUGGAUAAUAGUUUGACCACACUUUCACCUAAGCUAUAUAUAUACAGAGACAAACAAAAAUUCCCCCGUAUUGCUUUAACAGACUGUUGGGACAAGUGCUGUUAGCAACUACAUUUGUAAGGCCGGCACGGCACACGAGGGAGUUGGUGAUUAGCACCAGCCCCGGCCGCCUUUGUAUCCCUACUAGCGAUGUUCACACAUCGCACCAAGUAGUGUACUAAUUUGAGGCCGAGUCGACCUAGAGGAGGCCCAUGACCCGUUCAGAUAAUAAUCAUCACUGGUGUGUCGGUGGCUGUGAGCGGGAAUCGUACUCGGGUCGCCAGUUUAGUGGCACGGCGCGCUAACCGCUGCACUACAUACACACACUUAUACAUACAUACACAUGGAUAUGUAUGCGUAUGAAUGUAUAUAUGCGCGUAUAUAUAACUUGUAGUUGAUAUUGCAUAUACACAUACACACGUGUGUUUCCCACACCCCAGUUCUCGCAAUCCCCACCACGCUCACUCUUUCCCCGUUUACCAAUGUAAACUCAGUACAAUGCAAAUUAUCUCACUUGCACGCGCCGGAUGAUUGCUGAACACGUCGGGCGAAACGCGCUAAGCAAUGAACCCCGCCUGCGUCACGCGGAACACGUGUACACACGCGCAUACACACGGAACAUGUGUACACACACACUGAUAUCCCAAUAUUAAUUUGAAACGGCUCUAAUAACGCAGACUGGGUUAAUUGCUUAGUGCGUCACGUAUUUAACAACGAUCGCGAUCGGGCGCGUUGCAGCGUGUAACGAAUAGUUCGAAUGACAGGAGUAAAUUGGUUAUGGCGAUGUGCCGCAAGGACUGGAGUGUGUGAAAACCACAACUGUCUGAUCCUUUUUUAUAUAUAUGUACGAUAUAUAGAAUCUGGGGCUCCCGUUGCAAAUGGCACUAUUAUAUGAUGGAUUAACAAAAAGCUAUUUUUUAAUUUGCACGAAGUAGGUAAUUGAAUUUAAAGGAAAAAAAAUGAAACGCACCCACAUCAUGUGCCUUGCCUUUUGAGAAAAAAAAGAUACGUACUUUAACAAAAAUAAGUGUGAUAAGACAAAAAAAGAGAUAUUAAUUUACACAAUGCAUUGCUGCACCUUAAUAUGCUGCAUGAAUUAUCCGUGCGAUUGUUAUGAUGAUAAGAUCUGACAUCUUUGUAUUUCAUGUAGUUUUAAAAAAAAAAUUUGAAAGAAACGGCGGGGAAAAAAAUACGUUUAAGAAACCGAGUGAUGUCAUUCGUUACACGAUUUACAUGUAUCAGCAUUUUUUUCUUUCUAGUGGUCGUAUAUUGUAUAAGCGCAUCUGCAUUCAUGUGUAACGCUUUUGGUAAAAAAAACACAAUGUUAUAUAGAUAACGAGUCGCAGUAU